CUCCAUAUGACAUCACUGCCUUUGCAGCCAUAGCCGGAAAGAAAGGAUGGUGUCAGGAAUUUGGGGGCUGAACUAAAUGAUGUUGCAUUGCAGGUACUAAUAUGGUUAAUGCUGGAAACAUGAAUGGGCCUGGAAAUUUGAUGGAUUUCUUGGAUGAACCUUUCCCUGAUGUUGGGACAUAUGAAGACUUUCAUACCAUUGAUUGGUUGAGGGAGAAGUCACGUGACACAGACAGGCAUAGAAAGAUUACAAACAAAAGCAAGGAGUCAAUAUGGGAGUUCAUCAAAAGUUUACUAGAUGCCUGGUCGGGAUGGGUUGUGAUGCUUCUUAUAGGACUGCUGGCAGGAACAUUAGCUGGCGUUAUCGAUUUGGCGGUGGACUGGAUGACAGAUCUGAAGGAAGGUGUCUGUUUAUCCGCAUUCUGGUACAGCCAUGAGCAGUGUUGCUGGACAUUUAACGAAACUUCUUUUGAGGACAGAGACAAAUGUCCGCAGUGGCAAAAGUGGUCUGAACUUCUAGUUAACCAGUCCGAGGGUGCAAGCGCUUACAUUCUAAAUUAUUUUCUUUACAUUUUGUGGGCUCUAUUGUUUGCUUUCCUGGCUGUCUCCCUUGUCCGGGUUUUUGCUCCCUACGCCUGCGGCUCUGGAAUUCCAGAGAUAAAGACCAUCUUGAGCGGUUUCAUUAUAAGGGGCUACCUGGGCAAGUGGACCCUCUUAAUCAAAACAGUAACUUUGGUUCUGGUGGUGUCUUCCGGACUCAGCCUUGGCAAAGAAGGGCCGCUGGUGCAUGUGGCUUGUUGCUGUGGCAACUUUUUCAGCAGCCUCUUCUCCAAGUACAGCAAGAACGAGGGAAAGAGACGAGAGGUGCUUUCGGCUGCUGCUGCCGCCGGUGUCUCUGUUGCCUUUGGAGCACCAAUCGGUGGUGUCCUUUUUAGCCUAGAAGAGGUGAGUUAUUAUUUUCCCCUGAAGACUCUCUGGAGAUCCUUUUUUGCUGCCCUCGUUGCCGCUUUUACCCUGAGAUCCAUCAAUCCGUUCGGAAACAGCCGCCUGGUUCUGUUUUAUGUGGAGUACCACACGCCUUGGUACAUGGCCGAACUUUUCCCCUUCAUUUUGCUGGGAGUUUUUGGAGGUUUGUGGGGGACGCUUUUCAUCCGAUGCAACAUUGCCUGGUGCAGGAGGCGCAAAACCACCAAGCUUGGAAAGUACCCAGUCUUAGAGGUCAUCGUGGUGACGGCCAUCACUGCCAUCAUUGCUUUCCCCAAUCCGUACACUCGCAGGAGCACCAGCGAGCUCAUCUCAGAACUGUUCAACGACUGCGGCGCUCUGGAGUCCUCGCAGCUCUGCGACUACAUAAACGACCCCAAUAUGACGAGGCCUGUGGAUGAUAUUCCUGACAGACCGGCUGGGAUUGGAGUGUACAUGGCUAUGUGGCAACUAGCCCUGGCUCUCGUUUUUAAAAUCAUCAUCACAAUAUUUACCUUUGGUAUGAAGAUCCCUUCAGGACUCUUCAUACCUAGUAUGGCUGUGGGAGCUAUCGCUGGAAGAAUAGUUGGGAUCGGAGUGGAGCAGAUGGCCUACCAUCACCACGACUGGAUCAUCUUCCGGAACUGGUGCAGGCCAGGAGCUGACUGUGUUACCCCAGGACUUUAUGCUAUGGUGGGAGCUGCAGCUUGUUUAGGCGGAGUCACCAGAAUGACAGUCUCUCUUGUCGUGAUCAUGUUUGAGUUAACAGGAGGAUUGGAGUACAUAGUACCCUUGAUGGCUGCAGCUGUCACUAGCAAAUGGGUAGCUGAUGCCUUUGGCAAAGAAGGGAUCUACGAGGCACACAUCCAUUUGAACGGCUAUCCGUUUCUGGAUGCGAAGGAUGAGUUCACCCACAGAACACUGGCCACUGAUGUCAUGAGGCCUAGGCGCGGAGAGCCGGCUCUCUCCGUCCUGACCCAAGACAGCAUGACGGUAGAAGAUGUGGAGACGUUAAUCAAGGAGACGGACUACAACGGCUUUCCAGUGGUGGUUUCUAAGGACUCUGAACGCCUUAUAGGCUUUGCACAGAGGCGGGAGUUGAUUCUUGCCAUAAAAAACGCAAGGCAGCGCCAGGAUGGUGUAGUCAGCAAUUCCAUUAUCUAUUUCACUGAAGAGCCUCCGGAAGUCCCAGCAAACAGCCCUCACCCCCUGAAGCUCCGGCGUAUUCUCAAUCUGAGCCCCUUUACUGUCACAGACCACACGCCCAUGGAAACGGUGGUAGACAUUUUCCGGAAGCUUGGACUCAGGCAGUGUCUUGUCACACGCAGUGGGAGGCUUCUGGGCAUCAUAACAAAAAAGGAUGUGUUAAGGCAUAUGGCUCAAAUGGCUAAUCAGGACCCUGAAUCCAUCAUGUUUAACUAGGCUGAUCUCAGAGGACAGGCCGGGAUCUAAGCUUUCAAGGGAACUUUACUGGACUAAUAGAUGUGGAUUUUGUACAGUACUUCAUUUUCGUUUCGUUUCGUUUUGUUAAAAUGAGAUUUAAAUAAGUUGGAAUCAUAUCCAGGGCAGAACCAAAGGAAAAUGCUGACGGGGGGGGGGGGGGGGGAGCGCAAAUGCAACGUUAGAGUUUGGAAAUGCUGUCCACCUGCAGAUGAGCUUGGGCUAAACGCUAACUCUUGUAGCGUUCCCAUGGUGAGUUUCCAGUUCUUCCCUUCCAUGGUAGUUUCCUCAGGAGCCAUCAUCACCUAGUUGUUUUCCCUGACCCCUUUGCACAUAAACUCUGAUGGGGGGGGGGGACAGAAACUCUACUACAUGAUCAGCCUUGAGUCAAAAUGUGAGUGCUGUGAUAAAGUGUGUGGGAGGGGAGGAUGAGGAGGAAGUCACCAAGAGGUUUGAUCCCACAGAAUUACAUAUAAGUAGCAACCAAGGUACUUAUAACUGCUUGGUUGGUGCAUGCAUAGGUGUGAAAUGGUUUGUGUUGAAAAGGAAUGGGAAGCAUAGAGGAAUGCCACCAACUCGAUAGGGUGAUGUAGAAAAAUAGCAAGCAUCUUUAUAAAUACAGUAUUAAGACAAAUGCAAAAACGUUGCGUUCAAAACAACUGUGUGCUAGCCAUGUUUUUUCUCUCUCUCCUAAGUUUAGCACUUAUUUGUUAAUGGAUUAUGCUAAAGUAUUUUCAGGAAAUGUAUAAUUUUAUGAAAAAUGUAUUGCUUUUGCCUAUUUUUUUAGAUAGACAAAAUAGAUUUAAAGCUGUGCUUCAGUUGACUUUCAGCAUUGUAAAACUGGUUUCGUUUACUAAAUUUUGUCCAACCUAAAUUCUCACGUUCAUUUUUGAUGUGAUGAAAUUGCCAUGAUGUGACUUCUGACUGUCAUUUUUACAUGGUGAAUAUUUCUUCUCAUUGGCUGCAUUUGCAUGUAAUGCUAAACUUUGGUUUAACACUGCAUGCGCAGGCUGGAAUGAGCAAGAAUACGACUUGGGUCAUGCUUCUCCUUCUCUUACAGAAUCCCAGUUUGCAUGAACCAGGGAUCAUGAUUUACAAGUAACUUUGGUCAGUUUUGAAGCAACCUGGCUUUUACAUUAACCAGAAGUUGCUUUUGAAAAAAACAAACCAUGACCUCUGAUUCAUAUGCAACUGCAAGCAAGGACUUUUAUGUAAGCAGAACUAAACACUGCCCAAGCCCUCAUCUUGUCUAUGCAGGAGGAAGAGAGGAGAGUGCAUGAGUUUAUUUAUGUAAUGCUAAACCAUGCAAACUGGGCCACUGUUUCCACAGUGGUAAAAUCUACAAUUGACUACAUUCUGGAGAUUUUAUCACAGUUUUUCCAAGCUCAUGGCAUGUGAAAGUUGAACCAUAGCCACAUCUCUUGGUCAUGAAAGAUAAUGGGAAAUUAGCUUCAGUAUUUUUAUCAAUAGGAUUUUUUUAAUCCUUCCUAAUGCACAGCAAAGUUGUUAAUAUUUAUUACUUCUCUAUGCAAAUAUUGCAUCAUUUUUUGGUUUACGCCACAGUGUUUUUUUGCAGUGUAAAAUACUUUGUAAACCAUGUUUUCUGUGUAAUGAAUGCACUUCUGUACCAGUUCUAGCUACUUUCUUAUUCCUCCAGUUGGAAGUUCUUUGCGCAGACUUGAAGGUUCUAACACUCUGUUACAGCAGAGAUAAUCUCCGCAUCUUCUUGGGCACAAGAGUCAUAUGGAAAGUUUUAUCUCUUUAAAGAAAGGUAGAAAAAUGUUUUGUGAUAUUCAGUUCUCGUUUUAUUAUGGCUUCUUUGGCUGAUAUUGUUUACUACUGGAACAGAGGUAGCAAAAUGGUGCCUUUCAGAUGUUGCUGGAUUACAACUCCCAUCAUCUCCAGCCAGCGGUCAGGGAUGAUGGGAGUUGUAGUCUAUGACACCAGGAGAUCACCAUGUUGGAUAGCCUUGUACUAGAAGAAUGUGGGACCCUAAAAAUGUCUCUCAGAACUCCACAUACUUCGGAAAGUAGAGACACUACAGGACAGCUUUGCAAAUUGGUAAAUGUGGACUCCUUGGACUGUAAUUCCAUCAACAUCAAUGAGUACUUUGGUUUAAAUUGCUUGUGGAUGGUUGAACAAUGCAUUUAUACGGCAUCUACUGCAUUUGUGGGUAUGCUGUGGGCUAUGCCUAACAAUUACCUUACUCCAAUGCUCAUGACCUGGAGAUUAAAUUGCUUAUAACAGCAUGGAAGUGGCAUUUAAGAAACAUCGGUGCAUGGCAGUCACAAGAACCAUGAAACAAGACUUGGGCCAAAGUGGUCAGUCCAUAGUUUUUCAUCAGCUUGGGAGUGGGGUGGAACAAAAAUGGCACCCAAAGAUAGUAAUAAUUUUCCCAAGUGUGACACACCAUUAUUGGGGCGCGGGGCGCGGAAUACCUAACUCGUUUGAAAAUUAUCCCUAUCCACGGCAGACAAAUGGACCUGCAAACGUGGGUUGAGGGAACGUGACCUAGCUAUCUUCAUAUUUUAAUGUGACUGCCUGAACAAGCCACAAUGCAAACAUUUUAAAACUGAAGUCCAAGCCUUUAUUAGGUAGCCAAGUUAGCAAUGGGUCAUAAAUUGUAGAAAAACACACACUCUCAAAGUUAAGUUUUCUAAAAGUCAAAACCUAUAGUUCUGAACAGCGCAUGGAACCAAAUACGGAUUAAAUAAUAUCAUAUUGUAGAACAGCCCCAGACAUUAAGUACAGUAUAGGAAGAGGAAAUCUGAUGCUAAGGUCGAUCUGAUAAGCACAUUGUUCAAAGUAUAGCUUGCAAGAGUGAGGUAUGAUAUAAUAGUCAGUGGCGAUGAUGUGGGUCCCUUUAAAAACCUCAGUUUUCUAGCUCACAAUUUUACUACAAGCACCAUAACACUAUUUAUUUGGGUGUAUGUAUUAAGGGUGUGCACGAGCCACAAGAUUCAGUUUUUCUCUGUAACUUUGGGAGGCAUCUCGACCUGUUUCAGAGCAGCUCUUUGUCAUUCAGUUCACUGCGAUUAAAUCCUAGAAGGUACCUCCUGUCACUCACUCCUCAUUCAAGCUCAAAAUGUUUCCCUAGUCAGUUUGAUUCCGCAUAAAAUAAAAUGAUAAAAUAAAAUAAAGUGGUUGUUUUACAAAUGCAGCGUUUUGUGGGGCAUCCAAAUCAACAGAGUAGCUCGGGACUUUAGGGAGCCCAACUCAAUGAAAUGCCCGUUCUCAGAAUAUAGUUUUGCAUUUCUGAAUUCCAAACACAGGAGAAAAGGACUCACUGAAAUGUCUAUUUGCUAGUUUACAUGUAGGUAAAACUUGCAUGUACUCGCAAGAGGUCCACACAGAGGAAUUUGGUACAUGCUUAUUAACAAAGAGGUGUACAUUUUUAUGUAGAUAAAUUUUACAUCUCUUGGUUAAUAUAUAUUAACUGUUGAAACUGCCUCACGUUAUACCAGGUGUGCAUCUUAUUUCAUUUCAUUUAUAGGUUUCUCUUUUAAAAUUAAAAUAAGAAAGUGGCUUACACAAAAAUACUAAUAGCAAUAAAAUGCAGCAUCUUAAAAAGGGAACACGAAUUAAUGCCACUUUAUUUUGGAAGGCUUGUAUUUUUACUACUCAGCAACUCAAUUUUGAAUAGAGGGGCAAAUGAUCUACCUCCUCUCUGAAUUUAUCUGUAAUUUAUGUUCUGGCUAUUGAGAACUAUUUAUCCUCUGUACAGGUCUCCUGUCCUUGAAAUAUAGGGAGGAAAAUAAAUUUUAAUUUGGGAUGUACGUGUAAUCUACUUUAUGCAUUAGGGAGUAAGAAAAUAAAUUGUAUCUAGAAGCAAAUUACGUUUUCCAUCGUUAAGCACAAAGAUCGUCCCUUUUUUUGCAGAUGCUGAGACUUUAUUUAAAAAAUCUGCAUCCACCAAGUGAAAUUAAUAUUUGUAAGUAUUUUAAAUUUGCUUUUUCCCCCUUUCACUUAUGCCAUUCAUAAUAGUAUGACAUUUUCAAGUCUGAAUUUUUUUAUCUUCAGAAGUUGAAUAUAAAAACCAGAGAUUUUGGGGCUUUUGACACUGAGAAAUGUCAAAUAUGAUUUGUAAAUGGAGAACUGUUAAAUACUAAUUACCAUUGAACAUUAUCUCAUAGUUAACCCUGUAAGAUUAAAAAUGCUGCUGCAUUCAAAGGCUGUCAAAUGUGAAAUACUGCAGCCAUCAAGUGGUUUUCAAUCCUGUUCUGCAGGUAAGGAAGGAUAUAAGGGGAACCUGAAGAUCAAUAAUAACAGACAGGCUCUCCUGGUAGAUACCGGUAGCUAGCCAACCACUGCUCAUCUUUUAUGAAUUGCACACUACAAAGGAUGGUUGGGGGGCUGAUGAACUCUUGAAUCCCUUAAAUCUGGCCUAGAAGCUUUUGUAAUGUACGGAAGUUGCAGAUAUGCAAUGCUUUUUUUUUUGUCAGGCAGGACAAGGUAGAAAAUGUUCCCUGAGAAUCUGAAAACCACAGUGCUAUAUUAUCACAUAUCAGAUAACAAUACAUUAACAUCCUUGGUAUCUGUGUGCAUCAAUUGCCAAACAUUGCCAAAUACUAAUUCUGUCAUUGGAUACAAAAAUCAAACAUGUUUGCUUGACAUAGUGCCACUAUGAAGCUUUCUCCCUACAAUUUUCAUUGGGGGGGGGGAAUUCACAGUGGAGAGUUAUGCAGAGAAAAAUCCAGUUGAAAUUAAUCUAUCAGUUGAUAAAAUGUGUCUAAUCAGUUUACCCAGAAACAGAUGAAAGCAUU
This is a messenger RNA of Zootoca vivipara (common lizard), 7165 nucleotides long. RefSeq names its product Cl-/H+ antiporter 4 (gene CLCN4). The record is from RefSeq and is a predicted model, not a curated record. Gene Ontology annotation, biological process: transmembrane transport; chloride transport. Gene Ontology annotation, molecular function: voltage-gated chloride channel activity. Lineage: Eukaryota; Metazoa; Chordata; Lepidosauria; Squamata; Lacertidae. Gene Ontology annotation, cellular component: early endosome; plasma membrane; Golgi apparatus.